CUCAUACAUGCGCGCUGGAUAUGGAUAAGGACGCCGCGCGCCUCCCUGCUGUCUCCCGCGGACGGGCUGCACUUUGCGGCGCGUAAAAAGGUGCCCAAAUGAAUCACCCCCCUUCCGGCUCCUCCGGCGUGCAAUGGCUUAACAAAAGAGACAUGAGUUUCCGGACGGAGGACAGCAUCACCUUGUGCAAAAGGGCGCUACAAAUCAUCACGGAACUCUGUCUCGCGGGACAGGUAGACCGGGAAAAAUGCUCGGAUAUAUUUCCCCUGGAGAGCAACAUACCAGGUAAAGGAAACGCAGACAUCUCUAUUAGUCUCCUUGCUGUGGUCGUGGGUUUCUGUGGCCUCGCCCUGUUGGUAGUCUCUCUCUUUGUCUUUUGGAAGCUGUGCUGGCCCAUUUGGAGGAGCAAGGCUCUGUCAGCUCACGCCGAAAAUGGCCUCCAUGUGGGUUUCCCCGAGGCGCCUCCACCGAACUCCCCACCGCCCAGCGAGUGCAAGGCGCCGGAGGUGGAGAAGAAGUUCCCGCUGGAGAAGGUGAAGGUGAAUGGACGGAGCACGGUCAAGCUCCUGGAGGCAGCCAUGAAGAUCAGCCAGACGUCUCCGGACAUCCCCGCCGAGGUGCAGACCGCCCUGAGGGAGAAGCUCAGCAAGCAGGCAAAGAUCCAGAGGCAGACCACCGAGCCAACCUCGUCCUCCAGGCACAAUUCAUUCCGGCGCCACCUGCCUCGUCAGAUGAAUGUCACCAGUGUCGACUUCAGCAUGGAUAAAGUGCCUCUUCGCCAGUCCUCUACUGUGAGCAUUGGAAGAAUAAAACCGGAACUCUACAAGCAGAAAUCGGUGGACUCAGAGGAUGGGGCCAAAGAGCCUGUUGAGACGUGCGGAAAGCUCAGCUUCUCGCUGCGUUAUGACUACGAGGAGCAGGCGUUGGUGGUGACAAUCCUCAAGGCUUUGGAGCUGCCUGCCAAGGACUUCACAGGCACGUCCGACCCCUACGUGAAGAUCUACCUUCUACCAGAGAGGAAGAAGAAGUUUCAGACGCGCGUCCAUCGCAAGAACCUGAACCCUACUUUUGACGAGAGCUUCUGUUUCCCUGUGUCUUAUGAUGAGAUCUGUAACCGCAAGCUGCACUUCAGUGUCUACGACUUUGACCGCUUCACCAGCCACGAUAUGAUUGGCGAGGUGGUGGUGGACAACCUCUUUGAACUCUCUGAUCUUUCCAGGGAGGCUGUAGUGUGGAAGGAUAUUCAUGCAGCAACUACGGAGAGUGUUGACCUGGGUGAGAUCAUGUACUCGCUGUGCUACCUCCCCACAGCAGGCAGAAUGACCCUAACUGUCAUCAAAUGCAGAAACCUCAAAGCCAUGGACAUCACAGGCUCUUCAGACCCUUAUGUGAAGGUCUACUUGAUAUGUGAUGGACGAAGGUUAAAAAAGCGAAAAACAACCACCAAGAAGAGCACGCUCAAUCCGGUCUACAACGAGGCCAUCAUCUUCGACAUUCCCCCGGAGAACGUGGAACAAGUCAGUCUGUCUAUCAUGGUGAUGGAUUAUGAUCGGGUGGGACACAAUGAGGUGAUUGGUGUGUGUCACGCCGGGCCAGAAGCAGAGGGUCUUGGACGAGAUCACUGGAACGAGAUGUUGGCUUACCCGCGGAAGCCCAUCACACACUGGCACACUCUGGGAGAGUGGCCUGGAAGAGCAGCAAGCUUUGAGAGUCAAGCUUCGUGUCCUUCUCCCAAACCUCCGCAGACACCCUGAUGACCACAGGUAGAGUGGAAACACACCAGCCCUGUGAGGAAGCAGGCAAUUGCUUAGAGUUGCUAAGAAGUUCUGUAGCUUAUGAGUCUCUUGUGAGCAUGUUGUAUGACAAUUCAUUCUGAUGACUCUCGUGUAUGUUUAUGAAAAACAAAUUAGUAUGGAAAUUGAACUCGGGUCCUUCACAUGCUCUCUGAGCUGGCUAUGCACAGCACUUACUGUCAUGCAGUUUAACGUUUUAUUUUCAUAUACCUGCUUUGAAAUUCUCAUCAAGGCUUACAUAUCCAAAAAUGUUCACAGACAUCAUGAAUGGUAGGCCUCCCUGCAAGACAUCCUUGGUGAUCAACCUUUUCAAAAAACUUUUUUUCGGGCACUAGAGCUCUGUAGGGACUUAGCAUUUUGCUUUGAAAAUGGCACAAAGUUAAAGGGCUACGCUCCUCAAUGCCAUUAAAACAUAGAUAGAACACAGUCAAUAAAUCCAUUGAGUCUUGAUUCAGGUGUUGGCUAAAGAAUGCAUGUGACUGAGGUUAGCUCUCAUCCUAAAAUACUUUUUCUCUUGUUAAGUUGAAAAUGCAAUGAAUUAAGCAUUUACAUUUAACCUGUUUUGCUAAUCCAAGAGAGGUGUAUGAGCCAAGCAACAUGACAUAAUGAAAAAGUCAUGUCUUACAUUUUUCUUAUCAUAACUGCUAUCUCUACACUGAAAUACAAGAACGAUGUCUUUUUCAUGGUAUGGGUGCUGACUUUUCUGCCUGGGCUGGCUUCUUAAGCCUCAGCCUUUUAGCAUCAUAUCAAGUACUGUAUGUGGUCAUCGGGCUUUUGGUUAGAAAGCAGCAACAGUGGCUGCGGUCUUUAUUGCUCAGGAAGUUUGAGCUCACGGCUAGUAAAAGUAUUACGGAAAAGCCUCUUUUGACCGCAGCCCGCAUUCAACUAACUCAUGUAGCUAACGUUAGCUUGAUUAGAUAGCUAGCAGAUUUUAUCUGCUAGCAACAUAAAUCAUACAGAAACGAGAGUCUGUUUUGUCAACCUCUGACUAAUUAGGGGGCCCUUUGUAAGGAGAAACAUAGCAGCUAAUCUGCCAUCAUUUGUCAUUGUUAACGGCAGGAUAUGCUCUCUAAAAAUAGAAAGCUUAACAUGCAACGGUAGCUAAAGAGAGUGUAGCUAAAUUAACAAUACGCCAAACACCAAAAAAGCAAAGUACAGUAACUACUGAUAUUAUUUCAAAACUAGAAAUAACAAGAAGCCAAAAUAAAUUUUACAACAACUGUUCAGCAGUUUAUAAUUCAGGGAAUUAUAAUUCAUAAAACAUUUGAAAAUAUUAUACAUGUUUUUUCCAUCAAGCCAUAACAAUGUAAGUUGACAGACAUUAAUUCAGUCUCUCCUGACAUGCGAGUAAUAAUAUAAAACUAAGAAACCAACAUAGCAAAUAUAAAAGGCUGUGUACUGUUACCUGCACAUGCAUAUGAUGAUGCUUUCCCCGUACGCUGUCCUAAAUAUAUAAAAGAAAUAUUUUUACUUGUAGCUUGCCUAAAACCUCUUAAAAACACAAUGAGGGGAAAAUAAAGAAAUAAGAGUAUUUCAAAAACGUUGUGUUUACAUAUGUAUAUAUUCUUGUCCAUGGCACUGUUUGUACAUAUUAAAAAGUGAAAUUAAGAAGUUGUUGUGAACUUAUGGAGGUAGACAUCACAAUGUAUUUCUAUUGUUUGGUGAUCAUUUGAGCAGCAGACUUAUUGAGUAAUAUUUAUACACGUUGUGUAAUAGUUGUGAACAAUUAGUAAAAAAGGAGACCCAGUGAAGCCAACUCUAUCUUAUCAACUUAUUACAUGUUUAGGAGUUUAGAGCUUUGAGUCGUGAUUGUUUGCAUAUUGGUUUCAUUAUAUAUUAUAUCUAAUAAUAUAUAAGUAUAUUGAGCCAGAACAACUGCAACUGCUGUCAUGAUGUGUACAGUUUGUGAUAA
Eleginops maclovinus (Patagonian blennie) is the source of this 3705-nucleotide messenger RNA. It is a transcript of the gene syt10, whose product is annotated as synaptotagmin X. Gene Ontology annotation, molecular function: phosphatidylserine binding; clathrin binding; SNARE binding. NCBI's taxonomy places the organism in Eukaryota, Metazoa, Chordata, Actinopteri, Perciformes, Eleginopidae. Bases 99 to 1754 code for a protein of 551 amino acids. Gene Ontology annotation, biological process: cellular response to calcium ion; regulation of dopamine secretion; calcium-ion regulated exocytosis. The transcript is spliced from 7 exons. Gene Ontology annotation, cellular component: plasma membrane; exocytic vesicle. The record is from RefSeq and is a predicted model, not a curated record.